Messenger RNA from Lodderomyces orthopsilosis Co 90-125, 4740 nucleotides. RefSeq names its product type I sorting receptor (gene PEP1). The record is from RefSeq and is a predicted model, not a curated record. Gene Ontology annotation, cellular component: membrane; Golgi apparatus. Gene Ontology annotation, biological process: Golgi to vacuole transport; protein targeting to vacuole; Golgi to endosome transport. The transcript has a single exon. The coding region runs from base 1 to 4740 and encodes 1579 amino acids. Lineage: Eukaryota; Fungi; Ascomycota; Pichiomycetes; Serinales; Debaryomycetaceae. Gene Ontology annotation, molecular function: protein binding.
AUGAAGUAUACAUCCAUUCUUCUAAUAUUAUAUUCAUGGUGCUCAAUUAUACAUGCAUUUACACCUGAGAUAUCAGUCACUGAAUCCGACUCCAUUUCCAGAUUGAUAAGGUAUUUCGAUGAUUCAUCAAACAUUUUGAUCUUGAGGGACAGAAAGGCAUUAAUCUCCUUUGAUGAUGGAAAGCUGUUUGAUCCAGUAAAAGGCAUUGAAGAGGCCGUAGUGAGCAUUCAUUUUGAUCCCUUUGUUAAAAGCCGAGCAUUUAUCUUGACAAUGACCAAACAUCAUUACAUGACAAAUGAUAAAGGUGAGUCUUGGUCAAAAUUCACAUCUGACGUAUACGAGUUCGAUGGUAAUGGAAUGGCAUCAGAACUGAAGUUAGAAUUUAAUGCUGCCGAUCCAAACUUGAUACUUAUGUCGAAUUACCAGUGUCCUGAUGAGGAAUACAAUCAUAAAUGUGAGCAUGUCUUUCACUACACAAGAGAUGGUUUUAAAACAGCAUCCAAGAAAUUACCAAUCAAUGCUCACGUUUGUAGGUUCUCAAGAGCUACUAAGGAAUCUGAAAUUGCAAACACGGAAACUAUUUAUUGCUCCGAAAAUGAACUUAACUCUUACAAACACAUUGUCAAAUCUCGUCUUUAUAAGUCUGACGACUUUUUUAAAAAUAGAAAGGAGUUUGAUUUAACAGAGACUGGGAAUGGAGCAAUAAUAGACAUCAAGGUUGAAGAGAAUUUCAUGACCGUGGUUAUGAGAAACGACAAGUUCAAUGAAAAAUCAAAAGUGGACAUGUAUGUGUCCAAAGAUGGGAAAGAUUUCCUCAAAGCCGAUUUACAAGUUGAUUUAAAAUACGGUGUGAUGUCAUUUCAUUCCUCGUCGCCGUCAUCCCUAUUUCUUCUGACUAUGGCAUAUGGAAGAGGUCUUUCCCGCGCUUCAAAGUUGUUUAGAUCGGACUCAUUGGGGUUGCAUUUCACCGAAGUUCUUGAUAACAUAGCCAGCGAUGUUGUGUUGAAAGUGGAAAACAUCGACGGAGCUUGGCUCGCUGAUAUUCAAGUUGAAAGUGAAGAAGACGAACCAAAGUCACUUUUGGAUAUAAUUUUUGGUGGUGGUAAAUCAAAAGAUUUGAUUACUAAAUACUCCUACAAUGACGGUGAUGAUUGGGUUCCUCUCAAACUGAAUAGUGAUGAUUGCAAACUUGAAGAUGGGUGUUCGGUACAUUUGUGGUCAUUUAGUGAACUUGGUGGUAAAGGAAAAUUCAUCACAGGACCUACACCAGGGAUUUUAGUCGGCGUGGGAACAGAGGGAAAACAUCUCAGCCAUGAUUUUAGUGAAAUGAAGACAUUUGUGUCUCGUGAUGGUGGGUAUUCUUGGGAUUUGGCAUUGGAAACAGCUUGUGUGUUUUCCUUUGGUGAUCAAGGAAAUGUCAUUAUAGCAAUGCCUUAUUCUGGAGUGAAGAAAACUGACCCGGUUAAUUACUUCCAUUACUCAUUAAACCAAGGUAAGGAUUGGGAAACAGUGGAGAUCAAAGAUGCAGUUUACAUUUUGGAUUUCGUUACCACUGUCGAUGGCUCGUCACGUAAGUUUUUAAUUCAUGGUAUCAAGCCAAACUUUCAUAACGGAGAAGAUAGAGAGUUAUUGUACCAUGUUGACUUUUCCAAGGCAUACAAUGGCAGAACAUGUAAAGAUUCUGAUUUUGAGGAAGUUUAUGCCAGACAGAUCCCUGAUAAUGUACGUCUUUGCGUUUAUGGUCACAAGGAAAAAUUUAGGAGAAGAAAACAAGAUGCCGAGUGUUUUGUCAAUAAAUUAUUUGAGGAUGUUCGGGUUUAUGAAGAGCCAUGUCAAUGUAUUGAGCAGGAUUUUGAAUGUGCAUUAGGAUUCAAGCCAAGUGGAAAAGGUGGCAACAAAUGCGUUCCUGACCCAAGGAUGAUUUCAAAAUUAUGUGAAUCGCAAUCAAAAGAUAUUCUUGAGAUUUAUGAUAAGUCAAAAAUCAAUGGAAAUUUAUGUGAAUUGAGAAACAAAAAAUUGGAGGACUUUGCAAGUAAGGAAAAACUCAAAUGUGCCGACUACUCUAAACCCAAAGAUGGUCCAAGUGGUGACACUCAGGAGAUAAAGGUUACAUCAAGUGAUUUUGAAGGAAAGUUGUCACAGUAUGCCUAUCUUGGUAACACCGAGAAUAAUAUUGCUGAUAAUGUUGUUAUGAAAACCAACGAGGAAAGUGUUUGGGUUUCGAACAAUGGUGGUGUUAGUUUUGUAAAAGCACCAAUCCAUGAUAAAAUUCUUGGUUUCUACACGGGAUCGAUUCCAGGUCAAAUUGCUCUUGUUUCAGAUUCAGAUGUUCUUUAUUACUCCCAGGAUGGGGGUGAAACAUUUCUUAAAUUCGGGACGCCAAACAAGUUUGUACCUGUUGUAAAAAAAACAGUGGCAUUCCAUAAAACUGAUGCAUCUAAGUACUUGUGGCUUGGUGGAAAUUGCGAUAGCGGCGAUAGCAAUUGUAAAGCAUCAGCAUAUAUGACUUCCAACUAUGGCGAAUCAUUUAAAAACAUUUUGGAUCAAGUUGUUUCUUGUGACUAUGUUGGCCCUUUCUUUAAGAAACCAGUUGAGAACUUGAUCUUUUGUACUAAAAUGGAAAGUGAUGGCAAGAAAAGUUUGUACUCCAUUGAUGGGCUGAAGAGUGCCCAGAAGAUCUAUGACGACGUUGUUGGUUAUGCUGUUUCAGACAAAUAUGUUGUGGCUGCCGUUGUAAAAGAUGGAUCACUUGAGGCUAAAGUCACUGUUGAUGGUAAAAUCUUUGCUGAUGCUGAUUUUCCAAAAGAUCUCAAAGUUGAACCCCAUCAAGCUUAUACUGUUUUGGAUUCAAGUUCAGGAUCAAUCUUUAUGCAUGUUACCACUAGUUCACAAAAUGGAUUUGAAUAUGGUUCAUUGUUGAAAUCAAACUCCAAUGGUACUUACUUUGUCUUAGCAUUGGAUAACGUGAAUCGAAAUGAAGAUGGAUUUGUUGAUUUUGAUCGAAUUGAUGGAUUGGAAGGUACUAUAUUGGCAAACAUUGUUUCGAAUUAUAAAGACGGAAAGGGACCUAAGAAAUUACAAACUCUCAUUUCGAGAAAUGACGGUAGUGAAUGGGAUUACUUGGUUCCACCAACAGUUGAUUCAAACGGUGAAAAGUAUGGAUGUAUUGGAUCUUCACUUGAGAAUUGUGCUUUACAUUUACAUGGAUUCACCGAGCGUGCUGAUUAUAGAGACACUUAUUCUUCUGGUUCAGCAAUCGGGUUCUUGAUUGGGGUCGGCAAUGUUGGAGAGUACUUGAGUGAUAUUGCUUCUGCCUCAACUUUCUUGAGUACUGAUGGCGGUGUAACUUGGAGAGAAGUGAAGAAGGGUGUUUAUCAAUGGGAAUACGGUGAUCAAGGUACCAUUUUGGUAUUAGUUGAUGGAGUUGGUGAAACAGAUAAAUUCUUUUACUCAUUAGAUGAAGGCAAAAACUGGAACGAGUACAAAUUUGCCGAUAAGCCAGUCAAAAUACUUGACCUCGCAACCGUCCCUACUGACACAUCAAGAAAAUUUAUCAUAUUCGCUGAUCAUCCAAAAGAUACAAGAGAUACAUUAUCUUAUUCCAUUGAUUUCACAAACAUAUACAAACGUCAAUGUCAAUUAGAUCUCGAUCAUCCAGAUUCUGACGAUUAUGAAUAUUGGUCACCAUCACAUCCAAACACUGCCGACAAGUGUCUUUUCGGACACGAAUCGAAAUAUUUGCGUCGUGCAAUAGGACACCAUGAUUGUUUUAUUGGUGGUGCUCCCUUAACUGAAGGUUAUAAAGUAACCAAAAAUUGUUCAUGUACGAGACGUGAUUAUGAAUGUGAUUACAACUAUUACAGAGAUACUAAAGAUAACACAUGUAAAUUGGUUGCUGGUUUGUCUUCAAAUGAUCGCAAGAAGGAUAUGUGUAGUAAACCUGGUGCAUUCCAAUAUUUCGAUAGCACGGGGUAUAGGAAAAUCCCACUUUCUACAUGUGAAGGGGGUAAACAAUAUGACACAUAUAGUCCACACGCAUGUCCAGGGAAAGAAAAAGAAUUUAAUGAAUUUUAUGGGCGUGAGGUCAAAGGCAGCAAAUUAUUUUUCGUCAUUUUGAUCCCGUUAAUCGUAUUCAUUGGAGCCACUUGGUUUGUUUAUGAUCGUGGAGUUAGACGUAAUGGUGGGUUUGAAAGAUUAGGACAAAUUCGAUUAAAUGAUCAAGAUUUCGACGAUGGGUUUAACCCAAUUGAAAAUAAUCAAGUUGAUGCCGUUGUCAAUAAAAUUGUGAAAGGUGGGGUCUAUACUGCUGCUGUCAUUUUUGCCACUUUUAAAACAGUGCAAAAAGUUGAUCGAAUGGUUUUGGAAAAAAUUGGAAAUGUUGUAUUUAGACGUAACCCGGGUGCUAGAAAUUAUGUUUCUAUUCCUGAUGAAGAUGAUGAUUUGUUUGGUGAUUUUGAUGAUAAUGUCGAUGAAGAAUUGGCGCAGGGGGCAAGAUUAAGUCAGGAGCAAUAUGAUCGUGAUGUUUUUACUGAUGAUUUUGUAUAUGAUGAUGAUUUGGAGGAUCUUGGGUCGAAUGUUGAUAUUGGUGCCAAUGGUAGUAGAAGCGAGGAAGGUGGUGAUGAUGAUCAUGAUAAGAAGUCAAAGGCUUCGGAUAAUGAGAGGCUUUUUGAUAUUGAAGAUGAAGAUGAUAUUGAUGAUAGAGUAUCGUCGAAAGGUGAUGAUGAAUCUGGUUCGAAGUAA